AUGUUUCCCAAGUGUUUGAAACUGGUAUUUGGGUUUUCCACGUUGGAUCAAGUGCGGCGUACAGAGAAAGGCUGCAUUAAUAUCACGGGCAGAACAAGAGCAGCAGUACUCGCCGCCAGAAGCUUCUUCUCUUUUCUGCUCAGCGAUUUUUAACCCCACGCAUCUUUGCUGUUUGCCUGCCUGCCUGCCUGUCUGGGGAAAGAUCGGGGUUUUUAAGAGCUUUGCUCUCCCCUUUCUCCCUCCCUUCUCUUGUACACACACACAAAUCCCUCUGAUUGUUUCUACCACCUCCUUGGUGAGUUACCGACAACGACAGCCAUUCAAUCAGCUGCUACGGCGGCUCUGGGGCUGUAGAAAGACUCUCGGACUCUGUGUGAGGCAGCCAGCCUUUCUGAUCUUGGAAGAAAAGAUUCAAAUGUUGCCUUUUUGGUAGUCUUUUUCGGUUAGAUUGAAGGAACCGAAAACGGGGAGAGGACGACGCUGGGGGAUUGAGCCUCUGCCAUUGGGGCUGCUGUGCUUGAAAAGAAAACUCUCGCCCAUUCGGGUGAGAGAGGAAGCUAUAUACACAAAAUUUUCGGCCAGAUGAAAAUGUUGAAUCCUGCAAACGGAGAGCAGCUUCAUUUAGCAAACUAUGUGGAGGAUUACAUGGACUCAAUCGAAUCCCUGCCUUUCGAUCUGCAGAGAAAUGUCUCCCUGAUGAGGGAAAUUGACGCCAAAUACCAAGAUAUCUUAAAGGAGCUGGAUGAUUAUUAUGAAAAAUUCAAACGGGAGAGUGAUGCAGUACAAAAGCGGAGGUUGUUGCACUGUAUACAGAGAGCAUUGAUCCGGAGUCAGGAACUUGGUGAUGAAAAGAUUCAGAUUGUUAGUCAAAUGGUAGAACUUGUUGAAAACAGAACCAGGCAACUUGAUAGCCAUGGAGAACUGUUUGAAACUUGCCAAGAGGCUAAUAACCCUACUGGAAACAGUGGCAAAGCUAACCAAGAUAAAUCAAAGAAUGAGACAAUCACUCAGGCUGAGAGGCCAAAUAACAAACGGUCAAGGCGUCAAAGAAAUAAUGAAAAUCGAGAGAAUGCUUCUAAUAAUCAUGAUCAUGAUGAUAUCACCUCAGGAACUCCAAAGGAAAAGAAAGCAAAAACAUCCAAGAAAAAGAAGAGGUCUAAGGCCAAAGCAGAAAGGGAAGCUUCCCCAGCAGAUCUUCCCAUUGAUCCUAAUGAACCAACCUACUGUCUGUGUAAUCAAGUUUCCUAUGGGGAAAUGAUAGGCUGUGAUAAUGAUGAGUGCCCAAUUGAAUGGUUUCACUUCUCAUGUGUUGGACUCAAUCAUAAACCCAAAGGCAAGUGGUACUGUCCGAAAUGUAGGGGAGAAAAUGAGAAAACUAUGGACAAAGCAUUGGAGAAAUCUAAAAAAGAAAGGGCUUACAAUAGGUAGUUUCUAAGCAGAUGAGAAUAAGGCACUUAAAACAUUUAUUUAUUCUCUGUCUCACUCUUUGUUGAGAUGUCAGGAUUGUAAAAUGUAUAUUUUUAGAGAAAGUUAUAAAUCAAACCAUUCUUGUAACGGGAAUGGUGAUACAGGAUGGUAAUUGUUUUUCCUUUGAAACAGCUGUUAACAAGAAAAUGGUCUGUGGGCCAAAACACUCAGUGAAGUAAUAAAAAUUAAUAUGUAUUGUUUGGAUUCAUCUUACAAAAAUGUGUUUCCACAAGUUGAUAAAAAUUCUGCCCAUUAAAGUGUAGAUAGCAAACAUGUCUUAGAUUGCAUUCCAUUUUUCUUUAUAACGGAAUGCUGUUUAUCUUUUUUAAAAAAAGUUCUGUAAAUCUGUUUGAAGGAAGCCACAGUACUUUGCAAAUGUAUUCUAAAGAUGUUGAUCAGAGUCCAACGAAGAGUGUAGCUAGCUACUUAUGCCCGUUGAUUUCACUGGGCUUGUGUACUGAACUCCAGGCCAUUUGCGUAGAUAAAGCAGGUCAUGUUCAUUUCAUUGGUAACUGCUUCCAAGAAAGUGGUUUCCAUUCUGUUUUGAGCAUCUUACUGAGAAUCAAAGCCCAUAGCCUUCAGUGGGACAUAGUUACAAAGAAUGUAUUUAGGAUUAGAAUCAAAUUUUGUCUGAUCAGUGCAGUAGCAAGGAAGAAGUUAUGGUAUGGCUCCUGUUCAAUGUCUGUCUUAGCAGCUCAAUAACAAUGUUUAAUGACAACUAUGAGCUUAUUUUUAAAAUGCAAAAGGUUAAAUUUUACACAGCAUAUUUUAUAUAUUGGCCAAGUACCACAAAGGCCUUUUAAAAUGGUUUAGUAUAUUUUGUAUUUAACCAAGGAGUGAUUUAGUAAUGAAACUUACAUCAAUCAAAGCUUUGUACUGUCACAUAUAAUAGAGUAGCAGCCUUUACUUUGUAUAAGUUGUAAAAAUGUACAUUUUCAAGUGGAGUUGCACUCAACUGUAUUAUAAUUGGAAAUGCAUCAACGUGGUGGUAUAGCCAAUAUGCAUUUCCUUCUGUAUGUAUGAAAAUUGUACAGCUGUGAUAUUAAGAAAUAAAUUAAACAAGUUGGAUAAUA
Messenger RNA from Pogona vitticeps (central bearded dragon), 2540 nucleotides. RefSeq names its product inhibitor of growth family member 1 (gene ING1). Gene Ontology annotation, cellular component: nucleus. Lineage: Eukaryota; Metazoa; Chordata; Lepidosauria; Squamata; Agamidae. Gene Ontology annotation, biological process: positive regulation of DNA-templated transcription. The record is from RefSeq and is a predicted model, not a curated record.